CCCUCCUCCUCCUCCUCCAGAGUUUAGAAACGAAACUUGGAGAAGUGGUAAUCGCAGUUCCAACAAUGCCCUUCGCCAACGGGGAGGGCAACAUGCUCCACCUCAACCAAAAAGAUUUUGACUUCAACCUGCAAUUUGAGAGUCUCUUUUUCUCGAUUAUUCCCUCCGUCUUGUUUAUCUCAUCAUCGCUAUGGCGUGCUCUUGCACGGAUGCGCAAGCCCGUGGUGGUGAAUGCGCCCGUCUUGCAGUCCAUAAAAACUGGUGCCAUCGUAAUUUAUUCUGGCUUGGAACUUGCGCUCCUUAUACUCGCCGCGGUCGGCUCCUUUCACAUUAGCCGCAUGUUUAUUGCUUCCUCCGUCCUGCAGCUGCUAUCGGCACUUUUCAUGCUGACGGUGAGUGUGGUGGACCACAGCCGCAGCCCUAGACCCUCGAUGCUGCUUAACAGCUACUUGCUUCUCACCCUUCUUCUCGAUAUCGCUCGAGCAAGAACUCUGUACCUGUCGUCAGACCGCGGUUCCGACAUCACCUACAGCAUUAUUUUCUGUGCAUCGGUCGGGCUGAAGACCGCCAUCUUGAUACUGGAGGCCUGCCAGAAGGGGAGAUGGGUGAGCUGGGACGCAACGAAACACAGCCCCGAGGAGACAAGUGGGAUAUUCUCGCUAGGAGUCUUCUUCUGGUUGAACAAGCUCUUUUGGGCUGCAUAUAGACACACCUUUACCAUCGAAAGCCUGUACCCCCUCGACAGCACCUUCAAUGCACAGGCCCUGCAUGGGGAUUUCGCGAAGAAAAUGGACUACGCCAAGCUGAAGGGUGAUAAGUUCGGCCUUCUGAAGGUGCUUCUCCGUACAUUGUGGGUGCCAUUACUUCUGCCUAUUCCUCCAAGGGCGGCUUUGAUUGUCUUCCAUAUGUGCCAACCUCUAUUCAUCGAGAGUCUCAUCACGUAUCUCUCUCAUUCGGAACCAGAUCCAAAUGUGGGAUAUGGGUUAAUCGGCGCAGCCGUACUCGUCUACUCGGGAAUUGCGGUCUCGUAUGCCUUGUACUGGUACUGCCAUCACCGACUACGGACGAUGGUCCGCUCCAUCCUAGUCACUGAGAUGUUCCAUGCCGCGACGAGAGCCCGGCUUGGGUCAAGCGAUGAUAACGCUGCGCUGACACUCAUGAGCACCGACAUGGAGCGCAUCCGAAUGGGUCUCCGCUUCGUACACGAGACAUGGGCGAGCCUGAUCCAGGCCGGUCUCGCCACCUGGAUGCUCUAUCGGCAACUCGGGGUCGUGUUCAUCGCCCCCGUAGGCGUGGUGGUAGUCUGCUUCGUGGGCUUAGGGGUCCUGAUCAACUUCACCGGUGACUCGCAGCGAUCCUGGAUGUCCGGGGUUCAGAAACGGGUCGGGCUCACAGCCACCGUCAUCGCUAGCAUAAAGGCGCUCAAAAUAUCCGGUCUCACGGGUCCCGUGGCGGAGUACGUGCAGCAGCUGCGGGUCGAUGAGCUCGCGGCUGGCGCUCGAUACCGCCGGAUCAUGAUCAUCGCCGCCAUUUUUGCAUUCAUGCCGCAGUUGAUCAGCCCUCCACUGACCUUCGCUUUUGCCCGGGCCACACUGAAUGCUUCAACCAUGUUUACCAGUCUUUCAUUCCUGACCAUGUUGACUCAGCCGCUGUCGCAGCUGUUCCAGUCGAUCCCUGAGCUCGUCUCAGGCCUAGCGUGCUUGGGUCGGAUUCAGACAUUCUUGGAAUUGGAGCCUCGUAACGACUACCGACAGCCCCUGGUCGAAGCCCGGAGUGGCGGCAUGGAGAAUGGUUCGGAUUGUGUCGUCGUCCGAGGCGCGAGCUUUGGAUGGAAAGCAGACAUGUUUGUCCUGAACAGCAUCAACACUCAAAUCCCCGCCUCGGCCCUGACGAUGGUCGUCGGCCCCGUCGGCUCAGGCAAAUCUACAUUCUGCAAGGCCCUUCUAGGAGAAAUGCCCUUUAGCCAAGGCAGCGUCUUGAUGGGCGAUUCCCCCCGUCACGUCGGUUUCUGCGAACAAACGGCCUUUCUCUGGAACGGUACGAUCCGAGAGAACAUCGUCGGAUUCACCCCUUUUGACCGCGAGCGUUAUGACCAGGUCAUUGAAGUCACCUGCCUGCGCUUCGACCUCGCUACCUUACCUCAGGGAGAUCAGACGAAUAUUGGGUCAGAUGGUGUAGCAUUGUCGGGCGGGCAGAAGCAGCGUUUGUCUCUUGCGCGAGCACUAUACCUACGUUCCGACCUUUUGAUCCUGGACGAUCUGUUCAGCGGGUUGGACGCUGAUACUGAGGAGCAAGUCUUCCGGCAGGUCUUUGGACCGGAUGGGCUACUGCGACGACGGGGGUCGACGGUGGUUCUGUGCACCCAUAGUGUCCGGCAUCUCCCGGCCGCGGACUACAUUAUUGCGCUCGAGAAUGGCGGUGUUGCAGAGCAGGGUACCUUUAGCGCUUUGUCGAGCCGUGCGGGUUAUGUUCAGCGUCUGGAGGUGGGACUCAAGCAGGAUAGCGAGGAUACUACUGCUGCUGACGAUGAGUCUGGUCCUGGUCCUUAUCCCGAGCAGGAGGGCCAACCUGGGGCUGACAAGGUAGUCGAAUCUGAGACCACUUUCAACAGCACGCAGUUAUCUACCCCUGUUGCACCAGCGGUGGCCACAGCGAGGCAUGUCGGUGACGCCACCGUCUAUAAGCUGUAUAUCAAAAGCAUGGGAUGGUUUGUCGCGGCUUGUAGUCUGUUCUUUGCGGCCCUCUGGGGUCUUUUCACCAAUUAUGCAACGAUCUGGCUUACAUACUGGAGUGACGCCACCGAGUCCAUCCAUCCUGCGCACUCCAAUCACUACUACGCGGGGAUCUAUGCCGUCCUGCAAAUAUGCGCCAUCAUCGCCGCCCUCCUCCUGGGUAUAACGCUCUUCAUCGUCUCUGUGAAGAAAGCCGGCGCCAAUCUCCACCAGCAAGCCUUGCGCACCCUGAUUCAUGCACCACUCUCCUUCUUCACGAAUACCGAUACUGGAGUGGUCACAAACCUCUUCUCCCAGGAUCUCAACCUCAUCGACACCGAGCUCCCCGAGGCGACCCUCAACACCCUCUUUUGCGUCUUCCAGUCGAUUGGCCAAGCCGCAGUGAUGCUUACCUCGUCCGUCUACCUAGCUAUCAGCUACCCGAUCCUAGGCGCCUUGCUCUACUUCGUGCAGAAAUACUACCUCCGCACGUCGCGGCAGCUGCGCUUGCUCGACCUGGAGGCCAAGAGUCCGCUGUACACACAUUUCCUCGACGCGCUCAAGGGGAUCUCCACGCUGCGUGCCCUCGGGUUCCUCCCGGAAGACAUUCAGAAGAACGCCCGGCUGGUGGACUCGAGCCAGCGCGCGGCGUAUCUCCUCCUCAUGAUCCAGGAGUGGUUGAACCUGGUUCUUAAUCUCGUUGUGAUGGUCAUCGCGGCGGUGUUAACGACGCUGGCCGUGCGGCUGCAUUCCAACUCGGCCUUCGCUGGUGCAUCGCUGUACUCGCUGAUGAGCUUCGGUGAAAGCCUUUCUGGGAUCGUCAUUUACUACACCAGGCUGGAGACCUCCAUCGGCGCGAUUGCGAGGCUGAAGACUUUCAACGAGACCGUCAAGCCGGAGGACCGCGACGGUGCUGGACAGGAGGACAUCGUCCCUGACACGAACUGGCCGGAUCGCGGGCUGGUCGAGUUGCGCGGUGUAUCCGCCAGAUAUCAGUCCACGACCUUGUCUGAAUCUGAUCCUGAGUCCACCGAGCCGCCCCUAGCUCUAGCCCUCAAGGAUAUCACUCUCACCAUCCACCCGGGGGAGAAAAUCGCCAUCUGCGGCCGCACCGGCAGCGGCAAAUCCAGCUUCCUCGCUCUUCUGCUAAAACUUCUUGAGCCGCUGUCCCCCUCCUUAAACACAAACGGCAACGAUCAGGACCACCAGGAGGAACCUCUGGUAAUAAUUGACAACAUCCCGCUGCACCGCAUCCACCGCGCAACCCUGCGCCAACGCCUCAUCGCCGUCCCCCAAGACCCCGUCUUCCUACCGGACGGCUCAUCCUUCCGCGCGAACCUCGACCCAACCAACGCCGCCACCCCAGCAGAAUGCCAGCAAGUCCUCGAAGCAGUCCGACUGUGGGACUUUGUCCAAGAACAUACAGAAAAAGGCCUGUACGCGGGGACCAUGAGCGCCGGACAGAGACAGCUCUUCUCGCUGGGGCGGGCGGUGCUUCGUGCUAGACUCCGACAGCAUUUGACGCCUUCUUCCUACCCUGAUGAGGGAUGCACCAACGAAGAACAGGGUGGCAUCCUUCUCCUCGACGAAGUCAGCUCCAGCGUGGACCGGCAAACCGAGCGGUUGAUGCAGGAGAUCAUCCGGACGGAGUUCCGGGCGUACACGGUCAUCGCGGUGAGUCAUCGGCUGGACAUGAUUAUGGAUUUUGAUCGGGUGGUGGUUAUGGAUCGGGGGGAGGUGGUGGAGGUCGGGGAUCCCGUAGCCCUAAAGGAGAGGGGGAUUGAAUCGAGGUUUGGCGAGUUGGUGAUUGCUGCUGGUGCGUAG
This is a messenger RNA of Aspergillus aculeatinus CBS 121060, 4535 nucleotides long. RefSeq names its product putative ABC multidrug transporter. The transcript has 3 exons. Gene Ontology annotation, biological process: transmembrane transport. Bases 66 to 4535 code for a protein of 1489 amino acids. The record is from RefSeq and is a predicted model, not a curated record. Gene Ontology annotation, cellular component: membrane. Gene Ontology annotation, molecular function: ATP binding; ATP hydrolysis activity; ABC-type transporter activity. Lineage: Eukaryota; Fungi; Ascomycota; Eurotiomycetes; Eurotiales; Aspergillaceae.